Messenger RNA from Exophiala xenobiotica, 1943 nucleotides. RefSeq lists its product as uncharacterized. Lineage: Eukaryota; Fungi; Ascomycota; Eurotiomycetes; Chaetothyriales; Herpotrichiellaceae. The coding region runs from base 146 to 1804 and encodes 552 amino acids. Gene Ontology annotation, cellular component: membrane. The record is from RefSeq and is a predicted model, not a curated record. Gene Ontology annotation, biological process: transmembrane transport; carbohydrate transport. The transcript is spliced from 4 exons. Gene Ontology annotation, molecular function: carbohydrate:proton symporter activity.
AACUUGGGAAAAGCAGGAUCCCCAGGUGUCAUUGUUGACAGCCACAGACCCUGGGCGAAGUUAUAUAAGUUAUGCGUCUACCCAGAUGUGAUCUCCCUCCACGACCAUCUUCCACUAUUCUGAUCAGGUCAUUUCAUCUGCAGCCAUGUCUCGGCAAAACUCCAUCAGGCUCAGUGUGACUGACGAUGUCAAUCGCAUCGAAGCUCCCGUCACCUGGAAGGCGUAUCUUAUGUGCGCUUUUGCCUCGUUCGGAGGUAUUUUCUUCGGCUACGACAGUGGUUACAUCAACGGUGUCCUUGGAUCCGAACUAUUCGUUCACAAAGUCGAAGGCCCGACCGCCGAUGCUCUGAGCUCAUCACACCAAUCACUUGUUGUUUCGAUCCUGUCGGCAGGCACCUUCUUUGGUGCUCUCAUCGCUGGCGACAUGGCCGACAUGAUUGGAAGGAAAUGGACUGUGAUCUUCGGCUGCUUAAUCUACAUGAUCGGCGUUAUUAUCCAAAUGAUCACCGGUGCUGGUAAUGCUCUUGCCGCUAUCGUGACAGGCCGCCUGGUCGCUGGAAUUGGUGUGGGCUUCGAAAGCGCCAUUGUCAUCCUCUACAUGAGUGAGAUUUGUCCACGCAAGGUCCGAGGAGCUCUCGUCGCUGGCUAUCAGUUUUGCAUCACCAUCGGCAUCAUGCUUGCAUCAAUUGUUGUCUACGCGACUGAGGAUCGUACCGAUACUGGAGCUUACCGAAUUCCGAUAGCCAUCCAAUUCGCCUGGGCUUUGAUUCUCGCUGGCGGAUUGAUGACUCUGCCCGACUCGCCUAGAUAUUUUGUCAAAAGAGGCAGACUCGAACAAGCGACCAUUGCCUUGUCAAAGUUACGUGGGCAGCCGCGAGACUCUGAAUACGUUCAAGUCGAAUUGUCCGAGAUCGUGGCCAACGAGGAGUACGAACGUGCUAUCAUUCCGGAAGCUGGCUGGUUCUCGAGUUGGGCCAACUGUUUCAAGGGAAGUUUGUGGCAGUCCAAAUCGAACUUACGACGUACUAUUUUGGGCACUUCCUUGCAGAUGAUGCAACAAUGGACUGGUGUCAACUUCAUCUUUUACUACUCCACCCCUUUCCUACAGUCUACCGGAGCCAUCGACAACACGUUCCUCAUUUCGCUCAUCUUCACCCUGGUCAACGUCUGCUCCACACCAUUGUCAUUCUGGACUGUUGAGAGAUUCGGUCGCCGGACCAUCCUCUUCUGGGGAGCUCUCGGCAUGUUGAUAUGCCAAUUCCUUGUCGCCAUCAUUGGUGUGACCGUUGGCUUCAACCACACGCACCCCGAUCCCGCUAGUCCGGACCUCAGCUUGGCCGACAACAUCUCGGCCGUCAACGCACAGAUCGCAUUCAUCGCCAUCUUCAUCUUCUUCUUCGCAUCUACCUGGGGUCCUGGAGCUUGGAUCGUGAUUGGCGAGAUCUUCCCUCUGCCGAUUCGGUCCCGCGGCGUCGCCUUGUCGACCGCAUCGAAUUGGUUGUGGAACACGAUCAUCGCCGUCAUCACUCCGUAUAUGGUCGGCGAACAGCACGGCAAUCUCAAGUCUUCCGUCUUCUUCGUGUGGGGUGGUCUCUGUACCUGCGCAUUCGUCUACACCUACUUCCUCGUCCCGGAGACAAAGGGUCUUACUCUUGAGCAAGUCGACAAGAUGUUUGAGGAAACCACGCCGCGCACUUCUGCCAAGUGGAAGCCCAGCAAAACAUUUGCUCACAGCGUAGCAAGGGACGGUGUUCUGGAGAAGGAUUUCAUCGACAAGGUCGAGAGACGGGGUUCAGCCUAUUAAGUCGGUUCUGACCGGGCAUACAACCACUGAGUGAACUCGUCCGAGACACUCGACUAAUGCGAUGCCCUUCCGACGUGAAUGGGUCACAGCACCAUCAGUGGCGGAAGUAGUUGUUUGAUGCGAAACCGGAGAGAACGUG